AUGUGUAAGGAGUUUGUUAAAGAUGAAGAAGAAAAGAUUGACUCUGAAGAAUAUGAUAUUAUGGGAAACAUUGAAUUUGGAAAAGGCGAAGAAGGAAGUUUAGCUAGUGCUAUGAGGAAAGAAACUGGACAGCUGAAUUCAACUUUAAUUAAGCAAAUAUGGGAUCAUAAAAAACAGCAACUGGCAAUUUUUACAGUUAAUGUUGCUGGAGAUAUGUUGGAAAUUUAUGCUAUGCGUAGGGAAACAGGCAUCCUCAAAUAUUGUUUAUUAGAACAGGUUUCAAUUCUUUUACAUAUAGCAAUUCCUAAUGAUGUCUAUAAUAUUAUUCAUACAUUGCUAACCCUAAGGGAGAUGCUUAAUAAUCUUCGUUAUGAAGAUGUUCAAAGAUGCAUUGAUGGACUCUACCAUCAUUCAUCAAAAGUGAUGCAUGCUGCUGCAAACCGUGAGGAUGAAAAUGAAGAUAAUGAAUUAUCAGAAGUGGAAGGGAAUUUAAAUAAUGAGAUUAGGGAAGGUGAUGAAGAAAGUGAUAAUGGAUCAAAUGAGUCAGAUACCAUAAUUGAAUUAUAUGAGUUAGAUGGAUAUGAAAAUGAUUAA
Molecule: messenger RNA, 594 nt
Organism: Entrophospora candida
Lineage: Eukaryota; Fungi; Glomeromycota; Glomeromycetes; Entrophosporales; Entrophosporaceae
Source: the annotation of a GenBank genome assembly